Messenger RNA from Lacerta agilis (Sand lizard), 1579 nucleotides. It is a transcript of the gene VEGFB, whose product is annotated as vascular endothelial growth factor B. NCBI's taxonomy places the organism in Eukaryota, Metazoa, Chordata, Lepidosauria, Squamata, Lacertidae. Gene Ontology annotation, molecular function: heparin binding; growth factor activity; chemoattractant activity. Bases 609 to 1220 code for a protein of 203 amino acids. Gene Ontology annotation, cellular component: membrane. The transcript is spliced from 7 exons. Gene Ontology annotation, biological process: positive regulation of protein phosphorylation; sprouting angiogenesis; positive regulation of endothelial cell proliferation. The record is from RefSeq and is a predicted model, not a curated record.
CUCUGACCUGCGCCAGCAGCCAGGCUCAGCCUCUCUCCCUCCCUCCCUCAGGGUGGGAUUGAACAGUCACAUGAGAGCUCGCUUGCCUCCUUCCCUCUCCUCGCUGUGCCAGCAGCUUCUGUCUCCCUCGCGCUCUCUCCCCCCCCCCUCGACUUGGAGCCCAGUUACUUCUGCGGCCGCCUGGCACGAAGACACCACCGUCGCCACCUCCUCCCUGGGCAGCGGCGUUGGCAGCAGCUGCGGAGAUGCACCUGUACCCACCUCUGGUUCUCCUUGCGCCCAGGUGCUGGGAGUAGGAUGGCACCGAGAGAGAAGCGAGCGGCUGCGCCGGGCACCAGGCUGAUCUGAGCCAUGCCCAGGUGCAGGGGCAAUGCCCAGUUCCUGAGUGGCGGCUGCCCGUCGGCUGGGCAUUUUGUCUGAGUGGCAAAUCCUGGAGGAGGGGGGGGGCGAUCCUGGACGACCUCCUUCCCCAAUCGACUGGAGAGCAAACCCAGAAGCUGCCGCCGAGCCAGCAAACUUUGAAGAAAAGUCUCCAAGAGGAGCCCGAGGCGGGCGCGUGUGCCCCCUUGCCCGGCAGGAGCAGCGGCAGCGGCAGCCUUGGCACCACCAUGAACGCCCCCUGCGGUGCCCUUCAGCUCCUCUUGGCUACCACCUUGCAGCUGCACUACUGCGCCGCCACGACGAUUCUGCCGCAUCCAGCUAAUGAGAUGGAACCAGUCGUAGAGCCAGUUACAGAAGUGGUGAGGUUCCUGGAGGUGUUCAGCCGCAGCGCCUGCCAGGCCAAGGAGACAAUGGUAUCUCUGGACAAGGAGUACCCGGACUUAGUCAUCAGCCACCUCAUUGUGCCCUCCUGCGUGUCUCUAAAGCGCUGUGUCGGCUGCUGCGCUGAUGAAUCGGCACAGUGUAUGCCGUCCCGGACGUAUACAGUGGCCAUGGAGGUGUUGUUGCUGAGCAAGUUCCAACACAGCCACUUGCAGCAGCUGACUUUUGAGGAGCACGCUACCUGUGAAUGCAGACCAAAGGAAGUUUAUAGAUUGCCCACGCACAGCCCGUCCUGCGCACCCUGUCCGGACAGGAAGAAGCGGGUCAACCCAUUGACAUGUGAAUGCGUAUGCAGGCGUGAUUCCGUCCGCUGUCAGCAGCGUGGCUGGGAACUCAACAAGGCCACUUGCAGGUGUGUGAAACACCGCAGGCGAUCCAACAGGAAAGCAAAAGCGUAGCUGCACGGGAAGCCAGGACUUGGAGGAGUUUGGAUCUUGGACCUUUCUCGGUCGGGGAUGACUUUUCUCUGGUGGGAAUGAAGCACGGGACUUGCCGAGGAGACGUCCAAUGGUCGCUGGGGGAGGAGAAGCAGUCUUCUUUACCUACCACCGCAACACCGUGCCGGAUUACCUCUCUUUACAGCAGAAGGAGGCUGUACCACACGCAAGAGCUGUACCACACUCCCAUGGAAGGCAGACUGAAGGAGCAUCUCCUCAGCGUCAAGACACUGAGAUUGGUCCCACUCAUAUUUAAAAGCAGCAACCGCCAAACUGGUCGUCUGUUUGUCCUGGGCCUCCCCUGGGCUGCUUCUAAUUUA